Molecule: messenger RNA, 1088 nt
Organism: Cercospora beticola
Lineage: Eukaryota; Fungi; Ascomycota; Dothideomycetes; Mycosphaerellales; Mycosphaerellaceae
Product: pyridoxamine 5'-phosphate oxidase family protein
Cellular component (GO): cytoplasm; nucleus
Source: RefSeq, a predicted model, not a curated record
GAACAACAUUGAUCGUCUCAAGUGAACAUCGACAUUUCGCACGAAGCUCCUGCACACAACAUAGUCAACAUGCCAUCGACAGCUACGCUAGGAUGGGAACAGAGCGCCGACGCCUGUCACCCUACUGUGGCCGACCACCUACCCAAUGAAGUCGUCACAUGCCUCACCAACGCUCGAUUCCUCCAUCUCGCAACAUGUACAAACAACGUGCCACAUGUGUCACUCAUGAACUACACCUACCUUCCAUCCCACCCAUUUCCGCAGUCCACGACCACGCAACUCCCCUCUGGCCCCACCAUUAUCAUGACCUCGAACCCCUCAUCGAAGAAAACGCUUAACCUUCUCCAAAACCCGAAUGUGUCAAUCCUCGUCCACGAUUGGGUUUCCUCACGACCGCCGAACUCCAUGUCCGGCAACGAUCGUGAACGCAGUCCCACAGGAGGGCCUCGCUCAUCACUUGCCGCGAUGCUGAUGCAGAUGAACUCGACGGCAGUGAGCUCAAACAGCAUUACGAUGAAUGGCGAAGCUGUGGUUCUGGAGGCCGGGAGUGAAGAGGAGAAGUGGUGCAAGCAGCAGCAUGUUGCAAAUAAUACGUUCGAGGAUGGAGACUCUACGGGGUUGGGGAGGGGCAGUGUGGACGGCACAGGAGACAGUGGGAAAGGAGCGUAUAUCGAAGGAGAAAAUGUGAGAGUUGUGGUCGUGAAGAUCAAGGGCGGUCGAAUAAGUGACUGGAAGGGCAACGUGAGCGACUGGGCUUUGAGAGGGAGCGGUGAGAGCGUCCAAAGUGCAGUGGGUGUAAAUGGGACGUGAAAAGAAGAGAAGUACAGCAAUGCAGUAAUAUGAGCUCGUGAAAAAUCAAAAUACUGGGCUUCUCAGAAUUGAGCACUAUGGUCUCGGGUUCGCAAGAGCGCAACAGGAAGAAGAAUCGAACAAUGAUCUCAACGCAGGUCAUCUCAACUCAGUUGGAGCAGCUGGUCACAUGGUAGGCGUCGGAACGGCGAUGAUUCGAGCACUUUCGAUUUCUCAGGCACGAGCAACACCUGUUCUUGUUUUACUAUACGGCACCUCGGUUCCACGCUUCUCAAGAA